AUGUCGAGCAACGGCGGAAUCAAGGCCGCGUCCUCGGAUUCUCACGCUCUCGACUCGCGGACGUCCAUGAGCGAAGGGUCUACCGUUGCCGCGCCGUACCGGGACAGCUUCGAAGAUGACGAGGAUCUGUCGAGUGCUGUUCUCGAGCAGUCACGGAGUGGUGUUCUUGCGAGGCUGCUUGGUGCAUUGGGGAUGACGGUGCGGCGGCGGAAGGCAUCAUAUGACUACUUCGAGCAGAAUCACCUACCUGAAGGCUUGCUGAAGAGGCAUUCGCCGCCACGAGAGCUGCGAAGAUGUCGAAGGUCAUAUGUCGCUGGAGUCCUCAAGAGAGCGUUGAUAGCUCUGCCCCUGGUGGUUUUGCUGGCGUUUGGCGUAUUGCACAUUCUACAAGCCGUAGUUGGACGAGCCCAGUUGUUAUGGGACGUGGACACCUACGAUGGAUAUUGGCCUGACUGGGGCAAGCCAGGCCAUGUUGGAGCUGGCUUGAAAGACUACCCAACAGACGCUACACGAGACGUGAUACCAAUUCGCUGCCACUCGCACAACGAUUACUGGAGAAGAGUACCUCUAUUCGACGCCAUCCACUGGGGAUGUACAGGCGUCGAGGCGGAUGUCUGGCUCUUCGAUGAGGAGCUCUACGUUGGUCACAACACCGCAUCACUCACAAGAAAUCGAACAUUCCGAAACCUCUACGUCAACCCCCUCGUAGACCUCCUCGACAAGAUGAACCAAAACACCACCUUCGCCAACACGACCGGCCACGGCGUCUUCGAUGAGGACCCCAACCAAUCUCUCAUCCUCCUCAUCGACUUCAAAACCAACGGCCGCGACACCUGGCCCUUCGUCUCGAAGCAACUCGAAGCACUCCGCGAAAAAGACUACCUCACAUACUGGGACGGCAACCAGACCCAUUCCCGCGCCGUAACAGUCGUAGGAACCGGCAACACCCCCUUCGACCUUGUGACCAAAAACGAAACCUACCGCGACAUUUUCUUCGAUGCACCGCUCGACAAGCUCUUCGAGAACCCCAAAGAACAUUUCUCCGCCCCAUCCCUCCCACAGAAAUCCUCCCAAGGCACCGUCGGGACGUCCUCAUCCUCCGACUUCAAUCCCGGCAAUUCCUACUACGCCUCCGUCUCGUUUAUGCACGCCGUGGGUUUCGUCUGGAGAGGAAGAUUGUCUUCGUCGCAGAUGAACAUCAUCCGGGGACAGAUCCACGGUGCGCAGAGACGAGGUCUGAAAGCGAGGUAUUGGGAUACGCCAAGCUGGCCGGUAGGCUUGAGGAAUCAUGUUUGGCAUGUGCUCAUGGAAGAGGGCGCGGAUAUGUUGAAUGUGGAUGAUCUGAGAGGUGCAGCGGUCGAGAAUUGGAAGGCGAGGACGCAUGGGUUCUGGUAG
This is a messenger RNA of Fulvia fulva, 1395 nucleotides long. RefSeq names its product Altered inheritance of mitochondria protein 6. Bases 1 to 1395 code for a protein of 464 amino acids. The record is from RefSeq and is a predicted model, not a curated record. The transcript is spliced from 2 exons. Lineage: Eukaryota; Fungi; Ascomycota; Dothideomycetes; Mycosphaerellales; Mycosphaerellaceae. Gene Ontology annotation, molecular function: phosphoric diester hydrolase activity. Gene Ontology annotation, biological process: lipid metabolic process.